AUGACAUUCUUCCCUGUUAUUAUUAAAAUUGCCAAUGUUUUGGCUUAUUUUUGCCUUCUCAGUGCUAAUAUUUACUCCGUAGCUGGCCCUGAUCAAGAUGAAUCUCCAUGGCAUGAAAACCAUCCGACAUACAUCACUCCAGCAAUAUAUGCAUUCUAUAUUUGGGGUAUCAUUCACUUCCUCUUUGGUGGUUUCAUCAUCUAUCAAUUCUUUUCCUCAGCAACUGAAACAGUCACCGAAGGCAUCCACUGGCACUUUGUUUCAAUCUCCCUAUGGAAUACUCUCUGGCUCUGGCUCUGGCAAAAUGACCAUCUCUUCCUCUCUUUCAUUGUAAUCCUUAUCACCGGUUCACAAGUUUCUUUCGUCUACUACAACGUCCGUAACAAAUUCCAUGCUCAGGGUAUUAAUGACCAACUCUGGAUUCAUGCUCCGUUCUCACUUUACCACGCCUGGAUCUUGGUCAUUGUUAUCAUCAAUCUCUUUGCUGCAUUCACCCAAGAAGCUGAAGAGGAUGAGAAACCAAAACUUAUCACUAAAAUCUUGGUCUUCCUUGGUUUAUUCUUCCUCCAAUCAACCGCUGUCAGUUAUAUUGAAUACUUCAAAGGUGAUUUCGCCGGUUCUCUCGUCAUCGCCUGGACCUUGUUCACCAUCUAUCUUGGACAAUCUGACAAAUUCAUUAGCUGGUCGGCAUUAGUAUUUACCGUUUUCACUAUCUUCCAUUCACUCAAACCUCUCGUCAAGAAAUACUUCUUUUCUUCACACGAAGAAACUGCACCAUUGUUGGGAUAA
Molecule: messenger RNA, 789 nt
Organism: Ambispora gerdemannii
Lineage: Eukaryota; Fungi; Glomeromycota; Glomeromycetes; Archaeosporales; Ambisporaceae
Source: the annotation of a GenBank genome assembly